Molecule: messenger RNA, 1053 nt
Organism: Thlaspi arvense
Lineage: Eukaryota; Viridiplantae; Streptophyta; Magnoliopsida; Brassicales; Brassicaceae
Source: the annotation of a GenBank genome assembly
AGCCAUAUGGGAUCAUUAGUGAAAGAAGAAACUUCGCCUUCGUUGAUGACGGAGUUUUUGGAGAAGUGCGGUGGUUAUGCGGUUGUGGACGGAGGCUUUGCGACGGAGCUACAACGCCAUGGGGCUGACAUCAAUGAUCCACUUUGGAGUGCCAAGUGCCUCAUUACUUCUCCUCACCUCGUCACAAAGGUGCACUUGGAUUACCUAGAGUCUGGAGCAAACAUCAUCAUAACCGCAUCAUACCAGGCGACGAUCCAAGGAUUUGUGGCAAAGGGUUUAUCGGUGGGAGAAGCUGAGAGUUUGCUGAGGAGGAGCGUAGAAAUCACGUGUGAGGCACGCGAGAUCUUCUACAACAGAUGCACUAAGGGUUCUUGGGAUUUCGACCACGCCGGAAAAGCUUCCCGGCGACCGGUUCUCGUCGCAGCUUCCGUUGGUAGCUAUGGAGCUUAUCUCGCCGAUGGCUCUGAAUACAGCGGAAUAUAUGAGGAUUCUGUGAGCAUGGAGACAUUGAAGGACUUCCAUAGAAGAAGAGUUCAAAUCCUAACAAAAUCUGGAGCUGAUCUUAUCGCAUUCGAGACUAUUCCAAACAAGCUCGAAGCUGAGGCUUAUGCGGAUCUUCUUGAGGAGGAAGGCAUCGACAUUGCAGCAUGGUUCUCGUUCACAUCAAAGGACGGAGUCACUGUGCCACGUGGGGAGUCAAUUAUAGAAUGCGCGAAAGUGGCAGAUUCUUGCAAGAAUGUGGUGGCCAUUGGAAUCAAUUGUACUGCACCAAGAUACAUUCACGAUAUGAUAAUCUCCUUGCGCAAAGUGACUCGCAAACCGAUCGUUGUCUACCCAAAUAGUGGAGAAGUCUAUGAUGGUCUGAACAAGAAAUGGAUUAAAUCAGAAGGAGAAUCAGAGGAGGAUUUUGUGUCGUAUGUGAGUAGGUGGAGAGAUGAAGGGGCAUCUCUGUUUGGAGGAUGUUGUCGGACAACUCCAAACACCAUCAGAGCCAUUGCUAAAGUUCUCUCCGGCGAAUCUCCGGCACCAUCCAAACUCACAUUCCGACUGUAG